Dunckerocampus dactyliophorus (ringed pipefish) is the source of this 3006-nucleotide messenger RNA. Its product is annotated as 5-hydroxytryptamine receptor 3A-like. Gene Ontology annotation, cellular component: synapse; neuron projection; membrane. Lineage: Eukaryota; Metazoa; Chordata; Actinopteri; Syngnathiformes; Syngnathidae. The transcript is spliced from 9 exons. Gene Ontology annotation, biological process: signal transduction; regulation of membrane potential; chemical synaptic transmission. Gene Ontology annotation, molecular function: neurotransmitter receptor activity; transmembrane signaling receptor activity; extracellular ligand-gated monoatomic ion channel activity. The coding region runs from base 1024 to 2454 and encodes 476 amino acids. The record is from RefSeq and is a predicted model, not a curated record.
AUCCGCCCAGCGACGGCUUGUAUCUUAAAAAAAACACACACACUCGCUAGUUGGGACGCUCGGUACCUCUGUAUAACGGACAAUUAAAAAAAUACCAGCAGUGCACCAGUAACUUCUCUCUUCUUCCCGGCGACGUACGUCGUGACAAUUGGACUCACAGCGACACAAACAAGUUUGGUCUUUGUCGAGAGAGGCAUCUGCUAGGGCUGUGAAGCUAAACUUACACUUUUCUUUGCCCAUUUUGGCUCGACAGUUGGACUCGCUUCUGGCUUCACAUCCUCACAUCUGCCACGCCGCUGCGCCGGAAACAUGAAGGUGCACUGUAUGACAAUAAAGUGACAUUUAAUUAAUAAGCGCCAGAUGUUUAAAAAUCAUUGCUAAAAAUGAAGGACGGUGUAGCAGCGGCAUGUGAGGGAGGAUUGAGCGCGUGUGCUUUUAAGGGUUUUUUGGGGGGUUUUUUUAGUGAGCGAGAAAAAUAUAAAUUUCAUCUCACGUCAGGCUAAUAUUGUUGAUUUAUACAAAAAUGACCCGUCUUCACGGGAAUGUAUUUGGUUAGUUCAACACGAAUAUGAAAGUCAUGUUUGCUUAACUUGAUAAACAUCCAGGCACCCACUUGCACGUAGUCGGUGUAAAUAUUGUUCAUUGAAUAUUUGAUUUACCAUCUGUGCAUACAUCUGUGCAUGAGUGGCUGGCACCAGCAUCGUUCAAGCGUGAAUAAAAUACACUAACAGACGUACCGACCUUGAGGAAUGCUUACACUUACCAGUCCAGGGUGUAAGUCAGCUGGGAUAGGCGGCAUAGAAGAUGGAUGGAUGGUACGGUGGUAACCAUCUCUCUUUACAUGCAUGUAAAUGCAUUUGCUAAACAAACUGUGGUGAGCAGGUGGGGGGUUUGACACGUAUUAUCCCAGCUUGUUUGCACACUUCAAGUGCGGGCUAUGCAUAUAAAUGAGACGAUGCACGAGUCAUUAAAAGCCUCCGACGGAGAAUGCCACGUACCCAAUUGAAGAAGGGAUAACUGGGGAUGGAAAUAACGCUGGCAAAGGCACUUUGGCUCUUGAUGCUGCCUCAGGGUUUUGUAGCACCGUUGAAGUGCAGCAGCCGACGCCCAGAAUCCCUGUUUGCAUCACUCGAGGCGGAUUUAUUCCCUAAAAAACUGGUGCCCCCAGUGGACAGGUUUUCAGAUCCAAUCAACAUAAACAUCAGUAUUGUGGUGAUGGCCAUUUUUGGAGUGGAUGAAAAAGUCCAGACUAUGACAUCUUUCAUAUCACAGUCCCUGACGUGGAGAAUAGAAGGGCUGCACUGGAAUGAGGCGGAGUGUGGAACGAACAGAGUUUCCGUUCCUCGGGAACAGCUUUGGCUGCCAGAAAUCCACAUUGCAGAGUUAAUGGGUGAGGAUGAAUCGCCCCAAACCACGUAUGUCUCCUUACACAACACUGGGGACGUUUUUGACAACAAGCCCAUCAGAGUGGUCAGUUCCUGCCGAAUGCUCAUCUACACUUUCCCCUUCGAUGUCCAAAACUGCUCUCUGACAUUUCAAUCAUAUCUGCACUUUGAUCUGGACAUAAGACUGAUUCAGGGUUCCACAGCCGAAGAGACCCUGCAGGCUUCCAAAGAUCUCAUCCGAACCAACGGGGAGUGGGAGCUCAUGGACAUCAAAGCAGCACCGUAUGUCGACAAAUUAAGAAGGGGAAGAAGCUCCUCUGAGAUGAAAUACCAUAUUGUCCUAAAACGUCAGCCCAUGCUGUACGUGGUCAACCUGAUCAUCCCCAGCUGCUUCCUCAUCACAGUGGAUCUCUUCAGCUUCCUGCUGCCUCCCCAGAGCGUGGACCGCUCCUCCUUCAAGAUGACCCUUAUCCUGGGGUACACCGUCUUCCUGCUCAUCAUGAACGACCUGCUGCCUGUCACCGGGGAGACCACGCCGCUCAUUAAUGUCUUUUUCGCCCUCAGUCUGGCUCUAAUGGUGGCCAGUCUGUUGGAGACCAUCUUUAUCACCAACAUCCAGUUCACCUCCACCCAGUACAGAGAGGUGCCUCGUUGGCUCAGCAUCCUCGUCCUGCGUUACCUCGCCAUCGCGGUUCAUCUGCCGCCCCAGAAAGAAAGCAACAGAGUCACAGUGGUUCUCCAAUCGCAUGAUAACGAACUCCACAUAUGUACAAACAACAACAUCAGCAGCAGCCCAGUGAUGUCACAUGACGGCGUCUCUGACAGUACUAUUGAAGAGAAACCUGCUCCAGACCCCCAGCAGCACCUCGUGGAUGAGCUGAGAAAGCUGAGCAAUAAUCUGACUGCCAUCCGCCUGCACGUGGACAACCACUUCAAAGGCGCCAACACGUCCCAGGAGUGGUACAUGAUCGGGAUCGUGGUAGACCGCCUGCUUUUUGCGAUAUACAUCGUCUUCAUCCUGGCCAGCUUCCUCACCAUCAUUUGUAUCUGGACCUGGGGCAACUUGUGAGAUCCUUGUUGAGAAAAGGGUAGAGAUUUCAUCGUUAUCAUCUGAAAAUUGCCUUGGGUGCCACUGGCAACAACUUUCACGUUGCUGUUCUGCAUGAAAAGUGCUCACCUCUAGUGAUUGAUGAUGUAUGAUGAUCCAUGAACAGAUGGAAUCGUGAGUCACGGUGAAGAAGUCGUGUGCAAGUUUCACUUUUGCAUCUCACAGCAGCUAUGGUGCGUUCAAGGACUGCUGAACGAAGUGUGAAAUCUCAACAUUUAACAAAAAAAAAACAUUAUCGGUGAAGCAUAAAGACAAACAUGUAAAAACUGUCGGCUUUUUUCCAGUGGUCCAUGCAUGCUGUACAUUUUACCUGUAUUAUUACAUAUUUAUAUAUUACUACCGACUUGGGGUAAAUCAGAUGUUUCUGUGGCUAAAAAAACACAACUAUUUUUUUUUGGGGGGGGGAAUAUAGCAUAGAAAAAAAAUAUACAUGUAUAUAUAUAUAUAUUUGUUUUAAAUACAUGUGGAAAAAAAUUCAAAAAAUUAUAUUUUAUACAAAAUUAUAUAUACAGA